AACGGUUACAAAGCAAAAAAUGAACUACAAAGCAAUUUUUCUUCUUCUCGGUCUCCUCUCUUUCCACGCAUCCGCGAUGGCGCCUGCGGGAAGAUGGAGUCCCAUCGGUAACGUUAAGGAUCAUCACGUCGUAGAGGUUGGUAAAUUCGCUGUUUCUGAGUACGACAUGCAAAGCAAGUCGGAACUUAAGUUUGUGGCGGUUGUUAGCGGUGAGUCUAAGGUAGUCGCAGGCAUUAAUUACCGGCUUAUUGUGGCGGUUAAUGAUGGCCCUGGUGGGAGCAAGAACUAUGAAGCGAUUGUGUGGGAGAAACAGUGGCUAAAAUCAAUGAAUCUCACUUCCUUUAAGCCUGUUGUUUGAUGGUUGCUUCCUCUGUUUUUUUUUUCAAUGUAAUCAAUGUCAUAAACACAGCAAAUAGUUGUGACAAAAAAAAAAAAAAACACAGCAAAUAGAAAAAGAUAACAUAAACAGAAAGGAAUUAAUGUCAGUUUAUGUUUUUUUUGUAACACAAUGUCAGUUUAUGUAUUGUCUGAUUUUCAAAUAUCAUGUUGUU
This is a messenger RNA of Eruca vesicaria subsp. sativa (arugula), 551 nucleotides long. The record is from the annotation of a GenBank genome assembly. Lineage: Eukaryota; Viridiplantae; Streptophyta; Magnoliopsida; Brassicales; Brassicaceae.